GUAUGCGGCAGGCGGCCGCUUCACCUGGGCCGACCUUCACGCUGCUGUUUGGAGUUUAACAGUAUGUGUGGAAGCUGUCCCCUGUGAAAAGCUAUUCUUCAAAGGCACAUUUAACCCUGAGCUGCCUCCGUCUCUCUCCAGGGCAUCCACGUAUUAGUGGUCGCACGCUGUCAACAUGCUGCUGUUGGUUGAAAUGCAAAUGCAUGUGCAAACUGAUUAUUCGUUCUUGUGGAAGUUGUUUGUGCGCAGAGGGCAAAAUAGCAGCUUUUACAUGUCUGGUGUGAGGUAACACAUGGUCUCCGGCUCCGUCUGAGAAGAUGCUGUGUUCACACCAGAUCUCAGAGCAUGACCGCUGACUUAUGGUUUAAAGUUUUUGAAGUGGAUGUGCCACUUUUUUCCUCUUCCUUUUUGCAUGAUGUGGUAACUCAGAAUCUGGGCCCUCAGACUUCACUUUGAUGCUGGUUUGAUAUCAGCGCGUGCAUCUUGAGACUGCAGGGCCGCUUCUCUUUUCAGAAUGUGCUGGGAGGAAGCGGUGCUGGCCUGGAAAGAGCCGAGUGGCUUUGAAUGAAUUUUAAUCGCAGUCAUUGCUGACGUUUUUCUUCUGUUUUCUUUGAUCUAGCACUUGGCAAAGAGUCGGUGCCGUCUGACAAAUGGCUUCAAGAUGAGAAACAAAUCUUAGUGUUCUGAUAACCGCGGCAGUUAUUAGGUGCUUUCUGUUACAAGUCUUUGCAUUACAAUUACAUCACUGCCCUAUUUACCAAUAUAUAGUCUCGCCAGACGUUUGCUGCGUAACCGUCUCUUCAAACUGGCUCCGAUCAGCCUUCCUUUUAUUCCUCAGGACCCCGAGGACCUUCUGCAGGUGUCCAGUGUUGUGGCCUUCACUGUGCAUCCUGCUCUGGAGGCUUUUUUUGUAGGACCGGUGCUUUUCACACCCAGCUUCACUUUUCUCUGUUUCUGCUACAGUAGGACUGUGGGACCUGGUGCAGGUGUCCAAGCUGCCCCGGUUUGCUACCGUACAUUGUCCUCAUUGCUGCUGAUGCUGUUGUGAACUGGACCUCACGAUACAACAUGUCCUCAGGCUUCUUAGACACUACCUUGAACUGAGCCAUUAAAGGAAAAUACUCCUCAUUUCUUAUUGCUUGUGUUUUCAGUAGCUUACAGCCACAGGCAUUGAGGGGUCAUACAGUAAAUUAACACACACACAGUUCACAGGAUUUACUUACAGUAGGAGAAGUACUGGUCUUAUUAUGGAACUGCAAGAACUGAACAGUUGUAGUUCACAGCUAAAACGUAUAUCGUCACCCCACGGUAUGGUUUCUUCAUGAGUGGUUUCAAUUACUGGAGCUCCUACACACCCACUUCAGUAGCGCCUAUACAGCACAAUCACCAAAAAGACGCUUCCAGCUUCUAGUGGGACUGUUGGUGGAUUUAAUAUAAUCAGUGGAGUAUCUGUGCAGGCUGUUCCAUUAGACGACGAUGGUGACAGCUACGGUGCUGCAGAACAUGACCCGCGAGCCACAGGGCCACGGCCUCCUGUUAACCGUAUUGUGAUUGUGUGUUUGCCACGUCCCCAGAGGGGCGCUGACCUACAACUGACUGUAGUAUCGGCUCUGGCUCGGAGCCCACAGAGCUGUCAGCCUCACGCCGAGGGCUAAGAGGAGACAGAGGACAUAAGCAUUACAGGGGAGAUCAAGGAUAACAGGCAGGGACGGACGUAGACUCCUUUUUUCUGCCUCUAUUAUGUUGGAAGAGGCUGAACUGCACUGAACUGUGUGGGUCUGAGACGACCUUAUACUUUUACUCCAUGUUCCUGCCUGUAGACAGCUGUGCCUGAUACACUAUUACACAUGUGUGAUGUGUGAUGUCACAGCGCCCGGCUCUGAAUUGACUCGCGUGGGCUGAGAGAUGAAAGACAAUUUGAAAUGGCAGGUAAAAGAACGGUUAUCUGUGCUGGUGCUUCUAUUUCGAUAUUUGCAUUUUUUGACACCUGACUCUUAUGUGGGAUUUCAUUAUCAGCAAGUCAACUGUAAGCUGAGGAAUUCUGAAAUAUGCAUAAUUUCUCAGCAGACAGGCUGUAGCAGACUCAGUCCUUUUGAAGGUGUCUUCCCUCCUGCUGCACAUCAGUCAUCUUAAAUGCUUGACCCACUCUAGUUUCCCUGUACCAACGGCUAAAGUCCAACCCAAAGCACAUCUACUGUAUUUUUCGCUGUAUAAGACGCACUUUUUUUCCCCAAAAGUGAAGGGGAAAAGUUGGUGCGUCUUAUACGCCGAAUGCAAAGAUCCGCGGAGAGGAGCGCGGUCACCGCCAUAGGAAGACCGCUGCUUCGGUCUAGCUCCGGAGCCGUCGGCCAUCUUGGUACCCCCGGCGGUGCGCGCUGAUGUCAUCACACCCUCUGCUCGUCGAUCCCACCGUAGCGCGGAUCGUCAGCAGCAGGUCGAGAGAAGAGAAAGGGUCCCAUGAUCUCUGCCGGUGAUGCCGAGUUCCCGCGGGACUACCACACGCUGGCUGCCGGCGGCGGCCGCGGGACCCGGCGCUUCCCCGACAACAGCAACGGGGGCUUCACGUCGUCCUCGCUGGACCGCCGCCACAACGCCGUGGCCGCCAAGAGCCUGGAGGCGCUGAACAGCAUCCACAAGGCGGACAUUGAGCGCCAGCGAGAUGCGCUGAUGGACCUGCAGAAGAACAAGUACUCCAACAGCCCUGGGAGCGUGUCGCAGGGCUCCGCCGCUGCUUCGCGACAGCAACAACCAAACUACUGGAGCUUCAAGACUCGCACGCCGCGCGUGACUCGACUCAGCCCCACGCAGCCGGCUCUCGCCGACCAGGCCAGCAGGGUUUCCUUUGCCUCGGCUGAAAACCUGGAAACCAUGUCCGAGCCCGACAUCCCCAUUGGAUUUAGUCGGAUGAACCGUCUUCGCCAGAGUCUGCCGCUGGCCAGAUCGUCCAGUCAGGCCAAGCUCCGGGCACCAGGAAUCUUGUUCCUCCAGCUUGGGGAGGAGACGCGCCGGGUGCACCUGACCCACGAGCUGACCAGCCUGGACACGCUAAGGGCCCUUAUUGUGCACAUGUUCCCCCAGAGGCUCACCAUGGCCAUGCUCAGGUCUCCCAGCACAGCUCUGCUGAUCAAAGAUGAGACCCGUAAUGUGUUUUACGAGCUGGAGGACCCGCGGGACGUUCAGGACCGGUGCGUAAUUAAGAUUUACUGCAAAGAGCCCAUCUACGGCACCUACCCCGGACACCACAACCCACACCUGGCCAACGGAGACCUGCGGAGGGAGAUGGUUUACGCGCCUCAGGACUCGCCGCCCACCCGCCGCCUCACCAACCCACCCAUGUCUUCCCAGCACUCGUCCUCCUCCGCCUCUCCUCCCCAGGGCUCGCCAUCCCGCGCUCGCCUUCUCUACAGCGGGGGCAGGCCUUCGUCCUACGCUGGGCCCCCGCACACCCACUCCCUGCCACACCCGCACCCGCACUCCCAGUCCCACCACUCCUCCCCCCACCAGCAGCCACAGCUCCACCAGCCCCACCACACCCAGCCGGCCUUCUGCACCUCCUCCAGCGCCAUCCUGGAGCGCAGGGACGUGAAACCUGAUGAUGAGGUGGGGGGAUCCAGGAGCAUGGUGCUGCUGCGAGGGGACGAUCGUGGUGGGAUUUACGCAGACCCCUACUCUCUGGGUCCGGAUACAAGCCGACUGAGUCUCGCAGGAGGCCCUCACUCCCCUCUCCCAGCCAGAGCUGACCCCUAUGGCUCCUUGUACCGCCGUGGGGGAGGAGUAGGCGCCGGAUCAGUGCGUUCACUCACCUCCUAUUCAGCAGCCGCUCUACAAGGAGAGCUGAUGGAGACUGGAGCUCUUUACAGGCCAGGAGGACCACUUUAUAAUGACGCCUACGCUGCUUCCAUGUUGGCCAUGGGGCUGCGGGUUCCACCCCCCUCCUCCCCACAGAAGAUACCGGACAUGAGGGACUCCUACGCAGGCACCAUGCCCGCUCGCGGCUCCCCCGGGAGGCAGAGUUUGAGAAGGGACUCUGUGACCUCCUCUGUGUUCGGGGACAGCCCCAAAGCCCGGGGCCCAGGUCCUGGGUUGGGUCUCACCUCUGAGCAGCUCUGCCUAAUGGCCAGCGCUGGAGGGGAGGGUGUGGGCAGCGGCGGCUAUGGUUCACCUCUGCUGGGGAACGAGACUGAGACCAGGGAGCGUAUGGAGGCCAUGGAGAAGCAGAUAGCCAGCCUGACGGGGCUGCUGCAGAGGGUUCUGAGCAGAGCACCCGAGCCAGAAAGCCCGGAGAAGAUGGAGUCAGCCAGCGACUGCUCAGGAACCGACACUGGACGAACUAAAAAAAAGACAGCAUUGACACCGUCGGCUCCUUUGGCCCUGAUGCCGCCUCCGUCCUCGGGGGCCAACCAGCCCGUGACUGUGUCCCGCCUGCAAAUGCAGCUCCACCUACAAGGCCUGCAGCACAACACCAACGCGCUGCGCAAACAGCUGUCGCAGCUGCGCAACAUGCAGCUGGAGAACCAGGACACGGUCCUGUCCCUGCUUAGACAGACAGAGUCGGAGCUCAGCCUCAUGAUGCUGGACGCCAUGCGCACUCAGGAGGACCCGCUCCAGAGACAGCGCCUCCUAGUGGAGGAGGAGAGACUGAAGUACCUCAACCAGGAGGAGCUGCUCAUCCAGCAGCUGCAUGACCUGGAGAAGUCUGUGGAGGAGCUGCAGCGGAACCUGGCCGUCAAUCACGGUCUGGUCACUGAGCAGGACGUGGAACAGAAGAGCAAAGAGCUGAGGCUGCUGGGAGAGACGCUCACUGAGCUCAAAAACCAGUUCCCCAGUCUGCAGAGUAAGAUGCGGGUGGUGCUGAGGGUGGAGGUGGAAGCUGUGAAGUUCCUGAAGGAGGAGCCUCAUCGACUGGAAGCGCUGUUGAAGCGCUGCAACACCAUGAUGGACGCGCUCAGCACACUGCGCAGUGUUUUGUAUCCCUCCUGUAUGUACAGACAAGUCACCGAAGGCGUGUGGAAGGGUCCUGAAGACCUCAUCCAAACUCCAAAGACGACAGACAUGAGUCGCAGCUCUGACCUGGACAUCCUGAACAGUCCUCCCCUCAGCCUCUCCGACCUGAGCACCGGUGCCGGCCUGGCCAACUGGAUGCCUAUGUCGGCCAGUGACGUCGACGUCUCAGGGCCCGAGCAGGACAUCCAACCUGCCAUGAGCUUCAGGAAUCGAGUUCUGGAUGAGCUGCCGGGUCGGCGCCCUGCUGAUAAGUCUGUGUCAGCCGAAGUCAGGCUGGCGGCAGAGCGGGACUGGGAGGAGAAGCGGGCCAGUUUGACCCAGUUCAGCGCCCAGGACAUCAAUCGCUUGCUGGAGGAGACCCAGGCCGAGCUGAUGAAGGCCAUUCCCGACCUCGACUUUGCUGCCAGGCACAUCAACAAACCUGCGGUGCCCCCCAAGCCCCAGAUUACCAUCCCAAUAACUUCUACAAGUGCUGCUUGUCCUGCAGCUGGAACCGUUGGCACCACGGCCUCCACUAUGACCACAACCACGCCCAGCAGCGACCAGCAGCCUGGAAAAGUCCAACUAGCUGCCCAGAAGCUAAACAGCAUGGAAGGAGUUUCCUCCCCGAGAGCUUCAGUGGAUCUAAACGUGGCUAAGUAUCGUACAGAGAAACCCUCCAAGUCUCCACCACCACCUCCUCCUCGCCGAAGUUUUCCCUCAGUGCAUGGCCUCACCACCAACCGGACCGGAGAGGUCAUCGUCACCAGCAAGAACCUGAAGAUGGAGGAGGAUGGUGACCUGCCCAAGACUCUGGUGAAGCUGAGGCGGACUCCCUGCGACAUCCCUCGACCCGCUUCCACGCCGCCUGUUAUUGCAGCGUCGGCCAUUCAGGACGAGGACGAUGAAGAGAAGAUCAUUGCUGAGCUGGAGAUAUUUCAGAGAGCUCCUGUAAAUGCUUGUAAUAAACGGUACAGCGUCCCACCCAAGGCCACGGCCGCCCCCCCCUGCAGCUCUGGGCCAAUGAGCAGAAAGAACAGCAGUAACUCUCCAGGGCCACUGAAGGGCCCCACCGUCGCAGCCAGGCUCAAACACCUGCAGCAGGGCAGCCUGGAGAGGCCCAAAGGCCGCAAGCAGAAAGAGGACGUACCCAAAGUCCAGGGCCAGCAGCAGGUAUUCCACUUCUAACAGCCCCCGAUGCCUCGUCUGCUCUCUGCUGCCACUCCAGUCGAGGUUCCCGUGACUUCUGCUGCACCAGAAAAACUGUAUAGGCCCCGCCAGCAGACGACACCACACAAAACCCAGAGGGGAGCCACCGACAGAACCCUCGUUUAUAACCAGUUCUUGAUGUGCGUCUUGACAUUUGAGUUUCUGGAUCUAACCUACAUUAGCUUGCAUAGAGAGUUUUGUCAUAAAAGUAUGUUAAUGUUUUGAUUUCUUGAAAAAGAAAUCCUGGUGGUACUUGUGACUGGUUUAAAUGAGCUUAGUCUAUUACAUCUAUUCAGAUUUGCCUACAUUGUGCCACAUCUUUUAAAAAUGCCACGGAAUGAUUUCACUUCUCAAGGUCAAUGUAAUGAUAUUUCACCAUCAUCCAGUCACAUAGCGUCUCUGAAUCCUCCUCAUCAUCUCGCCUUCUGCUCACCCAGUAAUAACCUCACGCUGCUCUCUCUCUAUUGCUCAUCCUUUAAAUCUCAAGGUUAGCAGGCGCUGCAGCUUCAGUUGGCUGAUAUUACACCAUGGAAGGUCUGCAGCCACGGGGCCCUUCCAUUAAGCCAGCUUACUUAAUGGCCUUUUAAAGCUAGGAUGCCACUGCUAGUUAUGCAGAAUGACAAGAGUGAAGCGAGAGGUCAGGCGUAAAAAGAUGCUUUUGUUGUGAAGCUCUUCAGUUUACUGUGCAAUAAACUAAUGUAAAGAAGAAGAAAAAAGUGGAGCGAUCUAACAGAAGAAGCGGUGAAGGACGCGACGAUCAGAACAUCACAAGCAGCUGCUGUCAUGGUGGUCAGUACCUUCAGGAUGCACAGCUGAGCUGACGGGUCCAGCGCCUGUAGUCAUUUUCUAUCAUAUAGGAUAAAUACACAUGAAUAUUCUAGAGGCAGAAGAAGCCCCUGAAACUUGUGCUGUACCACCAGCGCAGUGAAGCCUCCUGGUAUGUAAAUCAGCAGCUUAGUGUGAGUGAGCAGGAAGUUAAAGCUCCAUGCGGCUUAUCUGCUCCUGCAGAUGCUCCCAGCUGCCUCUGACCCGCUGUGGGAAGCAGCCCUGACCCACGAGUGGCCACGGUCGAUGAAGAAGAGCAGAAAGAGAAAUCCAUGACGCACCCAAGGGAGCGUCUUUGUAGUUACUGAGCUGCACUUGGAACCGUUUCAGGACUUCAGCUUGAUUAAUUAAUGAACUUGCCAAUUAAACAUGCAGUGCAUGAUUUAUUGGUCUAUUUACAGAUUGUUUUUCCAAACAUCCCUUAAAAGUAGCUCAUGACGCCACAUGAGCCUCUGCCUCCUAGAAACCUUCCCUUUCAUGAGCUUGGGACGGAGCAGAGAGAGCAGCGGACGCUCUUACGGCCAUUAGAACACGUCCAGCGUGGCCGAUCUGCACGUGACCCACGGAGGCGUCUCUGCCUCCGCUGGGACCAUUACCUGAAGAGCCUGAAGGCAGCAGUAUAAGCAUAGUCAUCAUGGUCCAAGGUGACCUGGAGUCGGUCAGUGCUACUCUAACAGCUGCUUUUAGACGACGGUCCAGCUGCAGGAACAGCUGACGACACCAGAACGUGAAGACGACACCCACUGCUGAGUUGGCAGUUUGACGCCGCACGUUCAUGAUUCCUCUUUAAGUCCGGGUGGCGUCUGCUUUUGUUCCUGAGAGCCACACAUGAAGCGGCGCCCCCCGAGGCUCCAAGCACCACCUUGUCAUCACAAACGCUUUCCUUAAGCUGUUGUCAGGCGUGAAUCUUCCUCCUUGUUCGCCUCGUUUCAACACGGUUACAGACGAUGCAGACGCUCAGAAGACGUGAACGUCUUCUUAGGUGCUUUUGUGCAGCCAACCGUUUCUCUAGGCGCUGCAGUCACUGCAAACAAUCCGCUGUCAUGGAAAGGCGCAGUGUCUUCUUUAUGAAGAGGCGUUUUUGCAGAGCUUAGUUCGGCUGAAUGAGGAUAAUUCUACAUUAUUACUUCAUUCUUAUUAUAAAUCUGCUCUUUGUGUCACUCAUAGUGAAGUAGAGAUGAAGAAAAGGUCAAAGUGGCAUCAGACCCGUGAGCUGCUUGUCACCAGGUCACGUACCGACAGUCUUCUGACCACAGCAGACAAAGCCAGCGAGGCACUUUAUUCAUUACCCUGGACCUGAGCUCCAGUCAUGUAACUGUGCAGUGCCGGUCCCACCGUCGGGCGGCGCUGGCACCACUGGGUGUCCUGGUACGUGGUUGUGUUUCACCACUGUGGGGAUUAAAGCCAGACUCGGUCCGUUGGGUGGAAACGUUUCCAGAACUUAACAAAGAGAAACCGAACUGUCCUCAUCGGUCCAUGUCUCCUCUGCCUCCACCUUUGUCCUGUCCUUUACUCUGUCCUUGUUUGCUCCUCUUUCCUUGUCUUCUGUGUUUCCUUUCCUCGUCUUGUUCUUCCAUCCUCUCAUGCCACCUUCAGUAUCUGCCCUGUUCUCUGUAUCUCUUUGCUCCUCUCAUUUCCUGCUUGUUCCUUCUUUCCUUGCUUCCACUGCUACUACCUCUAUGUCCUUCUCUCUGUCAUUUCCUGUCCUCCCCCAUCUUCUUCUCUUCCUCUUCCUGCGUCACUCUGAGGAAGAAAAGCUGAUUUCCAGUCCCAGAGCUGUGACAGCAGAGCAGCUCUGUGAUCACGGCAUCGUUUCUGCUCGUCUGCAGCUCAGCGACAGACACACACUCUCUACCCGUCUCUCAUCUACCCACAAACACGAGGAGCGGCACGCCGCUGCAGCAAAGCUGCCAUCCAAUCAGGAGGUGGUAGCACAGAGGCCAGAGAAAUGCUCAGAUAACGCCUUAUAACUUGAAAUACAUUUGUCUGUUGGUAGAUUUUGAUUUUUGUCUUUUUUUCUUUUCUCCCCCCUCCCCCUUUCACUGCUUCUCGUUUCCAUUCAAAAACGUUCCCACCCUGUUUCUUUGACCUUUCGUUGCUCCUGGUUUCUCCCUCUGUGCUUGCUAUGGCAGCAGAGAUAAGCUGUCGUCACCGGCCGCUGCAGAAACGCUGCUGACAUUUUGUCCCGUCAUUGGUCUGUGAGCUGGUCUUCCUUCUUUCCUUCCUUCCUUUCCUCCCUCACUUGCUUUGCUGCCUUCAUUCUGUCUGCUUCUCAGGUCCGUCAGGUCUCAGCUGGACUAAUUACGUGAGGAGUGAGUACUCGGAUCAUUCUGGUGUUGGACUCCUAAAUCCUAGUUCAGGCCAUGAAGGCAAGACUUUUUAAUGUAAAGAGUUUGUCUGUGACUUUAAAGGAACAAUACGUAGGACUGACACAAGCAGCAGGAGCUGUUGCUGCGUGUUGUCCUUGUUACUAGGUGAAGAGUAUUAACCAUUAGCAUAAACCAGCGAGGAUGAAUGAAUCACAGUCAUCUCUCCUAGUUGCACAGUCUGCUUUGGGUCCAGACAUUUGACCUGGGUCUGACCUGACCCGAAGCAUCGCUGUCUGAGGCAUUAUUACUUUAUUGCAUGUUGUUCCUUUAAAUUCUGACAGUUCUUCUUCAUGAUGCUGAAGUUCUGCCGUUUUGAAACCCAGUCUCCUCAAAAUUACAUUACAUUAAAUUCAACUAAGCUGCAUUUAAACACAAACGCAGAGCGCAGAGCAUGCUAACACAUAAAACACCCAGAGGCCUUCACCUUUAUCCACAUCUGAGCAGCACGACCCUCCCUCCAGCUGCAGCAGGUCACUUCUGGACACAGCUUGUUUAUUUUCUACUCGAAUGUAGGAAGGUUUAGGUUCAGGUGACUGCAGGAGUCGGCUUCUGUGUAAAGAUUAGGAGGUAGCUUUGGACCUGCAGGUUGUCACAAGACUCUAACACACACACUGCAAAUCCAUCGUCAAUCCACCAUCUUCUAACAGGGCGCUGCUGUCUUUCUUUAACAUGUACAAGAUUAUUGGAGGUUUUUGCACAUUUUAAAAAGCUUUUUACAAUAUUUUCAGCAACAUGCAGUUUGUCAGAAAAAAUGUCUCAACUGUUCUUGACUAGAGUGAGAAGGUUUAAACAGACUACACAUUCAGCCACGUUGAGACCAGAUGAGGAGAAAACAUGGAGAAGUGAAUAAUGACGCUUGUUUUAAAUCACUGGACUGACAGUAAUUACAUAAAAAACUAGUAAAGUCAAAAGGCAAAUCAGGAUGUUUUGGGUUUUUGACAAUCGUUGACGUUAAACUUACCAGAACAGUAAUGAGUGCGUUGAUGGGCUGACGUGUGUCUGAACACUGCAGUCGUCACCGCAGGGUGGUAUCUGUGUGGAUCUGUUGCUCCUCUGUAAUAACCCGUAUUCAUUUCAGUUUAGAAGUCUUUACGGAGGUGAACCAGUGUUUGGACUGAAAUGUUCAAAGUGUGAUGUGAAAGAAGAAGAGUCCAUCACAUGAGUCUGUCAGAGUAUUUAUAGCACAGGCAGAAGUUAAAUAGUGCGUAGUGAACACAUUUAUAGAAUGUACUAGUAGUCUGAGAUAUAAUAUAAAACAAGUAUAACCUGAUUCACCCCACAGAUAUAUGGUAUGUAUAUUAUACAAACAUUUAGUUUUUGUUUUGAAGAGAUUGUUUUAUUAACAUGUAAAAAAAGAAGCAUCAUCUAUGUUUUAUAGAAGCUUUUUUUGUAUUUUUAUACGUGAAGAAGAGUUCAUACGCAUGUAACACAUUCUGUAAAUUAUUUUUCUUUUACAGAUUUAUUUUUUCUGCUAACCAUGAUCACACUUUUGUUGUUGUCCAGCUGGCUGUGAUGGUCUGAUAGUAAAUAUGGAGAAGCUCUGAUAUUAUACGUACACUACCCUCACUACACUGUUGUUGGUUUCUUGAUGAAUGUGUGACUGUCCAAAUCAUUUGUGGAUGUUCAAAUCAUGUAUAUAAACCCAAAUAAUCUAUAAUGAAAUUGAUUUUAUGUGAAGUUUUCUAGUCGAACAAAAAAGGAGGAAUCCAAAACGGCAUGCAUACUGUAAACAUUCCUGGAAACCUGCACGCUGGGUCGGCACCGGCUCAUAUCUGUCAAUGAUCUGUGUCUACUCGUGAGUGUAUGAUAGAGUAAACCAACUGUACAGUAACAUAGGGUUUUGUAUUGCGUUGCCCCUUUUGUCUCCGAUGAAAGAAGAAAAACAAGUAUUCUAACUAUGAGAUCCUUCAGUUCUAACCUCUGUCUGGGAGUGAUGCUUGCUGUGUGGGUACGUGUUUGUGACUUGUGACGAAGAACGAUAUUCUAUUACCAAUUCAGUAUAACUAAAGACCAACUUAGUGCAAAACAACGCGCAGCUUUGUGUAUGGAAGGUAAACGUUGCCGCUUUGUGUGAGAAAACUGGAGGUUGCUGCUUUUGUACGUUCCUGUUGUGUUUUUGUGACAAUAAAGGUGACCCUCUUAUACACGA
Betta splendens (Siamese fighting fish) is the source of this 11535-nucleotide messenger RNA. RefSeq names its product SRC kinase signaling inhibitor 1b (gene srcin1b). The transcript has 20 exons. Gene Ontology annotation, cellular component: actin cytoskeleton; postsynaptic density; cytoplasm. The coding region runs from base 2458 to 6171 and encodes 1237 amino acids. NCBI's taxonomy places the organism in Eukaryota, Metazoa, Chordata, Actinopteri, Anabantiformes, Osphronemidae. Gene Ontology annotation, biological process: regulation of dendritic spine morphogenesis. The record is from RefSeq and is a predicted model, not a curated record.